Messenger RNA from Erinaceus europaeus (western European hedgehog), 3355 nucleotides. RefSeq names its product CUGBP Elav-like family member 5 (gene CELF5). Gene Ontology annotation, molecular function: mRNA binding. The transcript has 13 exons. Gene Ontology annotation, cellular component: cytoplasm; ribonucleoprotein complex; nucleus. NCBI's taxonomy places the organism in Eukaryota, Metazoa, Chordata, Mammalia, Eulipotyphla, Erinaceidae. Bases 118 to 1524 code for a protein of 468 amino acids. The record is from RefSeq and is a predicted model, not a curated record. Gene Ontology annotation, biological process: mRNA splice site recognition; regulation of alternative mRNA splicing, via spliceosome.
CAAUGCGGGCCUGGGCCGCUAGGGGUCGCUGCGACUCCCCUUUGUGGUCCUGAUGCUGCGGGGGGCGCGGGGUGGGGGGGCGGCGGAGGCGGCGGGAGGCGCGGGCCGGUGGGCACCAUGGUCCGGCUGACGGAGAGCGAGCGCCGCCCGCAGCUGCCGCCCCCCGGGGCCCGGCCCGACGGCGCCAAGGACCUGGACGCCAUCAAGCUGUUCGUGGGCCAGAUCCCCCGGCACCUCAGUGAGCGUGACUUGGCCCCCCUCUUCGAGCAGUUCGGCCGCAUCUACGAGCUCACCGUCCUCAAGGACCCCUACACCGGUCUGCACAAAGGCUGUGCCUUCCUCACCUACUGUGCCAGAGACUCCGCCAUCAAGGCUCAGAUUGCCCUGCACGAACAGAAAACCUUGCCGGGGAUGGCGCGGCCGAUCCAGGUGAAGCCUGCGGACAGCGAGAGCCGAGGAGGUAGGGACCGGAAGCUGUUCGUGGGGAUGCUCAACAAGCAGCAGAGCGAGGAGGACGUGCUGCGGCUCUUCCAGCCCUUCGGCGUCAUCGACGAGUGCACGGUGCUGCGCGGCCCCGACGGCAGCAGCAAGGGCUGCGCCUUUGUGAAAUUCUCCUCGCACACGGAGGCGCAGGCCGCCAUCCACGCCCUGCACGGCAGCCAGACCAUGCCGGGGGCCUCCUCCAGCCUGGUGGUCAAGUUUGCUGACACAGACAAGGAGCGGACGCUGAGGCGUAUGCAGCAGAUGGUGGGCCAGCUGGGCAUCCUGGCACCGUCCCUCACCCUACCCUUCAGCCCUUACAGUGCCUAUGCGCAGGCCCUCAUGCAACAGCAGACCACCGUCCUGUCCGCCGCGGGUACCUACCUGAGCCCCGGCGUGGGCUUCUCCCCCUGUCACAUCCAGCAGAUCGGCGCCGUCAGCCUCAACGGGCUGCCCGCCACGCCCAUCGCCCCUGCCUCCGGCCUGCACUCGCCCUCACUGCUCAGCGCUGCCGCUGUGCCCGGCCUGGUGGCGCCCAUCAACGGCUUCUCGGGGGUCGUGCCCUUCCCCGCCGGGCACCCUGCCCUGGAGACUGUGUAUGCCAAUGGCCUCAUACCCUACCCAGCACAGAGCCCCACGGUGGCCGAGACCCUCCAUCCCGCCUUCUCUGGAGUCCAGCAGUAUACAGCCAUGUACCCCGCUGCCGCCAUCACGCCCAUCGCGCACAACGUCCCCCAGCCGCCGCCUCUCCUGCAGCAGCAGCAGCGAGAAGGUCCCGAGGGCUGUAACCUGUUUAUCUACCACCUCCCCCAGGAGUUUGGCGACUCGGAGCUGACGCACAUGUUCCUGCCUUUUGGCAACGUCAUCUCCUGCAAGGUGUUCAUGGACCGGGCCACCAACCAGAGCAAGUGCUUUGGCUUCGUGAGCUUUGACAACCCGGCCAGCGCACAGAGCGCCAUCCAGGCCAUGAACGGCUUCCAGGUUGGGAUGAAGAGACUAAAAGUGCAGUUAAAGCGUCCCAAGGACCCCGGGCACCCCUACUGACCCUCCCCCAGCUGCGGGAGGCCAGGUGAGGGGUCCCCCUGCUUCCGAGCCACGCGGAGUCUGGAACCAGCCCUCCUCCGCUUGCCCCUGCACCCCCUCCACGCCCGCCUGCACCCCCAGAUGUGACAGUCCAGACGGUGGCACGGAGCGGGGCUGGGGCCCUUCCCGGACGGGUCGGGAACUGGGGGGGGGGCGCUCCCUUGGACCACUUCCUCCUGCCACUCCCCAAGACACAGCUACUUCCCCCUGUCCACGUCUGGGGGCGGCAGGAGACAGUUUAUAUCUAUUUUUGGGGCCAAACUUUUCCGCUCACUCAGCAGGGUUCAUUCAGCUGGGGGGGUCGGCCUCUAAACCCCAAAGGGCUGCGGCUGGCCGGGUCAUGGGGUGCAGGGGGCGACCCCUAGCCUGAGGGCUCUCACCACCCCCACACCCCAGCUCCCCACCGUUGAGCUCCAGGAUGUGAAACCCCCCUCCCACGGGCGACAAUAGUCUCCCUGACCCAAACUGCAACUUCUAGACCCUCCCACUGCCCCCCUCGUCCCCCCUUGUUUCCCCUUUGUCCCUGUAGGCACAAGACCCCCCCCCCCCCAUCAUAGCCUUACACGUACGACCAAGCAACCAACAGGUCUUACCUUUCUGUCAUGGGGGGACCAUUAGGGUUUGGGGGACCCCUCCCCAACCGCCCCCCAAGGACAGACCUUGGGCUCUGCAUCACCAGCUUGGGGUUCACUCACUCCCUUUGCCAACGCAGGACCCCAGCCUGUACUGGGUCAGCGACCCCCCCCCCAUUCUGUUUCUCUCUCCCUUUCUCUCUCUCUCUUUUUUUUUUUUUUUGCCAGAGCACUGCUCAGCUCUGGUUUAUGGUGGUGUGGGGGAUUGAACCUGGGACUUGGGAGCCUCAGGCAUGAGAGCUGGUUUGCAGAACUAUUAUGCUGUCUCCCACACCCCCACUCCACUUCUCUCACAGCUGCCAAGAAGACUUUCUUCCCUUUCCUCUUUCAGCCCUUCUGAGCAGAGAGAGAGAGAGGGAGAGGGAGAGGGAGAGGGAGAGGGAGGGCAAGCGAGUGAGCAGCGUGGGGGCUCAGAUGCCAAGGGACUUCUUUCUUGUUGCCUCUUUGGGCAGGGGCGGGGCGGGGAGACAGGCGGGGUGUCCACGCAGCACCCCAGAACCAUGGACCAAGCUCCUUGAAGCACAGAAUUCAGUCCCCCGCCACCCCCGGACCCCACCCCAGACAACUACCACCGCUAGAAACUUUUCACCAAGAGAAAAGAAGAAAAAGAAAAAAGAAAAAAAAAAGGAAAACAAAAAAAUUCUUCUAAGCAGCCGACCGGCGCGUCUGGGAUGGGUUGGCCGCGUGCGAGGCCCCGUGCGCCUGCCGGCUGUCCGUGUGCAUACCCCCGCCCCGCCAGGACCGCGCGCCCUGCGCCCUGGGCCCUGAGCCCUGAGCUGUGUUCUUGGUCCAUGUUUACGAACUCUCAAUACCGUUUUUAUACUCGCCUCAAAGACCUCUGUGAUUUGUACGAUGUUUAUUUCUGCUACAAGCUCUUUCCACUCUGCCCAGCCUGACUUUUGAAGGCGCGCACACGCACACAACACACAGAAAAGCAAAAAACAAAAAAACCCAGUAACAACAUGAGAAGGACUCAGAGGGACCUUUUUUGGGGUUGAUGUGGUUUGCGUUUUGUGUCAGUGGAGCUUGGCCCUGGCUGUGGGGGGUUCUUUCUUGUCACUGUGGUGUGUUCCAGGUGAGGGACCCCAGCGUCCCCAGAUGCCUCUCUUUGGUCUGGAGAAACAAGAUUUAUUUAAUAAAAGUUUUACUUGCUAAAACAC